GCGGUGAUGCGGCGGGGGAUGCAUACUUGUGAGUGUGUCAGCAGAUGCGAUCCUUCCACUCCAGGGUUGGCCACAUGACGGACAGGGUGACGAGGGAUGCCGAGGCGGAGACCUGUGUAGGGGACGAGGAGACGAGCAGGUGCGCGUCAUGGUGGGUGGAGCACGGCGCGUGCUUCCCGGACUUGCAGGAGAUCGCUAGCCGUGUGAUUCACAUGUGGACAACCGCCUCUCCUGCUGAGAGGAAUUGGGCAGAGCAUGAGCGCAUCCAGACGGCCAAGCGCAACAAGCUCAAGUUCCGGAAGGUCGCGCAGUUAGUUGAGAUUGCUACCAAUCUCAAACUACUUGGCUGGAGCGACCGCAGCAGGGGGUACGUUCUUCCGUGGCGCCACAUGGAGACCCUGGCUGAGGCGCGCCCUGACGAGUACACACACACCCCGACCACCACCGACAGGGAUGAUGAGGAGGAGCCUGAGCCAGAGGAGUGGGGAGCCCGACCUCAGUCGGCAGUGGCCGCACACGAGGUUAGUGCACAGGUCCGUCGAUUCCAGCAGCAGGGUUUUCGUCGUCCGAAGCGAGUUGCUGAGGUUUUCGGUCCCAGAGCCGAGACACUUCAUCCUUACGACUAUGUGCCCCCACCGCCAGCAGAGCCGGCGGAGACGUCGGAGUAGGAGUCCGACUCGGAGGAUUUGCCGCCCGGUGUAGAUAAGAGUGUCGA
This is a messenger RNA of Chara braunii, 715 nucleotides long. The record is from the annotation of a GenBank genome assembly. Lineage: Eukaryota; Viridiplantae; Streptophyta; Charophyceae; Charales; Characeae.